Messenger RNA from Photinus pyralis (common eastern firefly), 1775 nucleotides. Its product is annotated as protein phosphatase 1M. The record is from RefSeq and is a predicted model, not a curated record. The coding region runs from base 151 to 1536 and encodes 461 amino acids. The transcript is spliced from 5 exons. NCBI's taxonomy places the organism in Eukaryota, Metazoa, Arthropoda, Insecta, Coleoptera, Lampyridae. Gene Ontology annotation, biological process: protein dephosphorylation. Gene Ontology annotation, molecular function: protein serine/threonine phosphatase activity; cation binding.
AAUGACUGACAAGCUGUAAAUGUUGACAGCUUCUUAUUUCACUUUUGUUAUUAAAUUUUAUAGUUACUUUGACAAUUAAAAAUUGCAUUUUUUUAGACAAAUUAAACUUUUAAUUAAUUAAUUUGUAAUAGACAACCGAUUCAAAUAGACAUGUUGAAUCGGUUUAAAAGUGUCGUGAUUGGUGCUGUUACUGGAUUAGAAGUAAAUGGCAUACAUUCUGGUCCAGACAUCAAUCAAAAAAACCACCUUGCCCCCAAGUUUCCCUAUAGACGCCCCCAUUUCUUAAAUCUCGAAGAUGACGAAGUCCAAAUGUCUGCAGAUCACAAAUUACGGCCCAUAAUACACCCAAGUCGUCAAUUACCUUAUUAUGCGGGCUAUGCCGAAUGUGUUAAUGCGGGCAAAUCGAAAUGGAACGAGGAUCAAGCAGUUUAUCGUUUAGGGGUGCUUACAAAGGUUGCCACGAAUGAUAUUUUGGGCCCCAAAACAUAUAACAUUCCUUAUACUUAUUAUGGAAUUUUUGAUGGCCAUGCCGGUGUAGGAGCAGCUCUCUGCGCAGCCAACCAAUUACACCACAUUUUACACGAAAAAUUAGUUGACGCUCAAGACGACAUUUGGUUGGAAUUCACCGGAGAACACCAAGUAAAAUCUCGAGACUUGCUAAUUGUAGGCGCACUAGAAGCGGCAUUCCAAGAGAUGGAUCAAUUAAUAGCGGAAGAUCGUAAUAAAUACCAAGCGGCGGGAGGUUGCACAGCACUAGUAGCUUUAAUAAUAUUAGGUAAAUUAUAUGUGGCAAACGCCGGUGAUUCGCGAGCCAUUAUUUGUAAUGGUGAUGAGUAUCAUCCUAUGUCUAUAGAUUUUACACCAGAAAUUGAAAGAGACAGAAUCAGGAGACUGGCAGAGCAGCAACCUGCACUAUUAGGGAAAGAAUUUACCUUUCGCGAGUACAUUAAACAACCAAACAUCAUGGAUUUAGGAAAACCGGUUAUGUAUAGAGAUGCCCACAUGAAAGGGUGGGCAUAUAAAACUGUGGAGGCUGAAGAUAUCAAGAAACCUGUGAUUACUGGUCACGGAAAAAGGAGUAGAGUGAUGGGUACAAUAGGUGUGACACGUGGCUUUGGCGACCAUGACCUAAUCGCCGUGUACCAGAAGCUUGAAAAGAUUCCUAUAAAGCCAUUUUUGUCACCUCAUCCAGAAGUGCAGGUCCAUCGUCUCGAUAAUACCCAACAGGAUGAAGUUUUAGUGAUGGGAACGGACGGUUUAUGGGAUGUCAUUAGUGGAACUAAAGCCGCAGAAGUUGUUUCGAAAGCCUUAGGCAUUUUUAGUGAGAAAGAACGUUACGUGAGUGCUGCUACAUGUUUAGUUGGCUCGGCGAGAGGUAGUUUAGUUAAUGAGCAUUCUUGGCAACUGAAAUGUGGCAAGCAGGCGUCCGUUGAUGACGUUUCAGUGUUUGUUAUACCACUUUUAUGUUAUAAAAAUGAACAUCAAGACUGGAAAAGUCAUUAUUUAGCAAAUCCUAUGAAUUGUGAUGAAAACUAAUAGGUAUUGUCCAUUGAUUCUUUAUUAUUAUUAAUAUUAUUUCCCAUUUGUGAUCUUAAUUUUAUUUCUAAGUCAAGAUUUUGUAGCCAAUGACGCAUGGUAUUAAGGAUCUUAGUUAUUUGAUCGAAAUAAGCUCAACUAUUUGAUUUUAAAUGUCUAUACUUUGUUUUUUCUACUUUUUAAAUUUUUAUAUGUUUACUGGAAUAGCCGUUAUUCAAUAAAUUAGUAUUGAAUUUAAA